AUUUCAAAAUUGAUAAUGGUUAAUGGUUAGAAUAUGAUGCUUCUUAUUACAAAGCACAUGAAUGGGCACAGUAUGAAAAUGGUUUGUGCUGCUGCAUGUAGCUUUACACAACUUAAACCUGAUUCGCGAGUUUUCUAUAAAUACUAAAAAAAAAUGUGCAGUGCUGGUGAUUAGCACUAUUAUGUAUUUCAUUUUGAAAAACGAAAAUAAAUAAAUAAAUAAAUAAAUAAAUAAAUGCAUCCAAACUGUUCUUACUGGGAAGUAGGCUACUGCAACUUUAAGUUUGUACCUUUUUUGAUCACACCGGCUUGCUGACGUCAGAAAUGCAUCAAGCCGUUGUCGGCAGCCUCAGCCUCAGCCUCAGCCUCAGUGUCAGGUUUUAUUUAUGAAUUUAGUUGUUACACUUCCGCGAAACCUUUGGGGGAAAUGCAGAGUUGAAGUAGCGCUGUUAACUAUUUAGACCUGUGUAUUUUUUUAAAGCAGUUAUUUAUUUAUUUAUUUUUUUUGUGAAGAAUAAUUUAAGGAGGAUGCAUGGCAACAGUACUUCACCAGUGGGCGUUUUCUGUCUAGUGUUCGUGUAUAAGGGCGGGGGACGUUGCAGUAGUUUUGGCUGCAGAAUAUCUUGGAAGAAAAACAACAACCAAUUUAAAACAAACAAAAAAACAACACCUUUGUUUAUUUAAUUGACACUUCAUAGUCGCGUUCGUCGUAACAAACAGAUUUAUUGAAAGAAGAUUUUUGGGGGUUUGUUUGUGAUUGUUAAAAAAAAAAAAAAAAAAGAGUACCGUGUCGUUUUGCCGUCCUUUUCCCCACCCUUUCUCGUAAUUCCUUUUUGUAUCUCUAACGUCCUGCUGUCUCAAUGCUGUAAAAAAGGGAGGAUGUCCAACCCAGAAAAAAUGCUCUCAUCACGCCCCCAAGCCCCCCUGGCUGUAAGGAAACAGCACAGAUACAGCAAGAACAUCCACAUCUGCAGCAGUUUGUCUUUGGAAAGCGGCUGGGCAUGUAGCUCUAAUCUUUCAGCAGGAACUCCCAGCGGCAGCAGCUGCAACAACAGUCGAGAAAGAACCUCCGUCCCCGCAAGCUCUGCGGCGGCGGCUUCUUGUUUUUCUCCAUCUCCGUACUCCUUUUCUCGCUCGCUGUCUUCAAGCAGAAUCACCGGAUUGCCACACAGAGGAGGCGAAUCGGCGUUCACCAGCUACCCUUCUAGCGCCAGGCUGCUUGUACCAUCAGCAUCCACAAGUCAUGCCAUUCAAGAAUUUCCGCUGCCGCCACCACACUACCACUGGUCAAAUAAUUUUUUAAGCAGCAGGAAUUCUAACAGAGCAAGAUCGUUUUUCUCCCACUCCUCUUCUCCUUUCUUACUGGACUCAGACAUGGAUGAUGGACCUUCUUCAGCAAGUUGCUUUAGAAGGUUUACGGACUGCUUUUUUGCAACAAGUCUGACCGAUGAAAAAGUAAAGGCCUACCUUUCCCUUCACCCGCAGGUAUUGGAUGAGUUUGUGUCGGAAAGUGUGAGUGCAGAAACAGUGGACAAAUGGCUGAAGAGGAAGAGCAGCAGACACGAAGAUGACUCCACUGUUAAGGAGGUCAGCAGGUAUCAGGACACAGACAUGCAAGGAGUUGUGUACGAGUUGAACAGUUACAUGGAGCAGCGGCUGGAAACGGGAGGUGACAACAAAUUGCUACUCUACGAGUUGUGUAACAUCAUCAAAACAGCGACUAAAGCAGAUGGAUUUGCACUUUACUUUCUGGGAGAAUGCAACAAUAGUCUGUGUUUAUUUACACCAACGGGAGCAAAGGAAGGACUGCCAAGGCUCAUCCCCUCUGGUCCCAUUGCUUUUGGAACCACAAUUGCAGCACAUGUAGCCAAGACUAGAAAAACACUGCUGGUAGAUGACAUACUGGGGGAUGAGCGCUUUCCCAAAGGCACUGGACUGGACUCAGGGACUCGUAUCCAGUCCGUUCUUUGUUUACCGAUCCUCACUGCUAUUGGAGAUCUCAUCGGGAUCCUGGAGCUGUAUCGAAACUGGGGAAAGGACCCCUUCAGUCUCAGCCACCAGGAGGUUGCAACAGCAACCCUAGCCUGGGCUUCCUUGGCUAUACACCAAGUCCAGGUGUGCAGAGGUCUUGCCAAACAAACUGAGCUCAAUGACUUCCUGCUUGACGUCUCUAAAACUUACUUCGAUAACAUAGUGGCAAUAGAUUCUCUACUUGAACAUAUUAUGAUAUAUGCAAAAAACUUGGUGAACGCAGACCGAUGUGCGCUCUUCCAAGUUGACCACAACAACAAGGAGCUCUACUCCGACUUGUUUGAUAUUGGGGAGGAAAAUGAAGGGAAGCCAGUCUUUAGGAAAACCAAAGAAAUUAGGUUUUCUAUAGAAAAAGGAAUAGCGGGACAAGUGGCGCGAACAGGUGAAGUCCUUAAUAUUCCUGAUGCCUAUGCAGACCCACGUUUUAACAGAGAAGUGGACCUUUACACAGGCUACACAACCCGGAACAUCCUGUGCAUGCCUAUCGUCAGCCGGGGGACCGUUAUAGGAGUUGUACAGAUGGUGAACAAAUUAAGCGGAAGUGCCUUCACUAAAACAGAUGAGAACAACUUUAAAAUGUUUGCAGUCUUUUGUGCUUUGGCCUUACACUGUGCUAAUAUGUACCACAGGAUACGACAUUCAGAGUGUAUUUACCGAGUGACUAUGGAGAAACUCUCUUAUCACAGCAUCUGUACUUCAGAGGAGUGGAAGAAUCUCACAACUCUGACACUUCCUGUUCCCAUGUAUAAAGAAAUAGAGCUAUUUCACUUUGAUAUCAGCCCUUUUGAGGAACUCUGGCCAGGCAUAUUUGUCUACAUGGUUCACAAUGUUUGUGGAAAAAACAGCUUUGAACUUGAGAAGCUUUGCCGAUUUACCAUGUCAGUAAGGAAGAACUACCGCCGCGUUCCCUAUCACAACUGGAAACAUGCAGUUGCAGUAGCACACUGCAUGUACGUCAUUCUGCAGAAGAACGAGGGGCUCUUCACAGAAUUGGAGCGAAAAGGACUCUUGGUGGCUUGUUUGUGUCACGACCUGGACCACAGAGGCUACAGUAACAGCUACCUGCAGAAGUUUGAUCACCCGCUGGCCGCUCUCUACUCCACCUCCACCAUGGAGCAGCAUCACUUCUCCCAGACAGUCUCCAUCCUGCAGCUGGAAGGGCACAAUAUUUUCUCCAACCUGACAUCAAAUGAGUACGAGCAGGUGCUGGAGAUCAUUCGAAAAGCCAUUAUCGCCACCGACCUCGCACUGUACUUCGGGAACAGGAAACAGCUGGUAGAGCUACUGAGCUUGAGGGUGCUGGAUCUCAACAACCACGUGCACAGGGAUCGUGUGAUUGGCUUGAUGAUGACUGCAUGUGACCUGUGCUCUGUCACAAAGUUGUGGCCGGUUACCAAGCUGACUGCCAACGAUAUAUAUGCAGAAUUCUGGGCUGAGGGUGAUGAAAUGAAGAAGAUAGGCAUGCAGCCCAUUCCUAUGAUGGACAGGGACAAGAAAGAUGAAGUGCCACAGGGUCAGGUUGGUUUCUACAAUGCUGUUGCAAUCCCUUGUUAUACUACACUGUCAGAACUAUUUCCUGCAUCCAGUCCCCUUCUGCAAGCCUGUGGGGAUAACCUUAGUCAGUGGGAACAGCUGUCUCUCAGAGAGGAUGCGUCGGUGUGGAUUCCCUCCCAGUCUGUAACCUCGGAAUCUGCACAGAGCAUUCCUGUGAAAAUCGACUAACAGGAGAGUGGGAGCUCCCGUUCUAAAUGACAGGCUGUGAACGCAGCGAAACAAGACCCUGACAAGCAAGGUGAUUCAAAGAGAGAACGCAUUCAAAUUCAGUUACCUCACUGGGCGAGUCUUUGGACUGAAGGCAUCCCUGGGAAUAGUGACAUUAGGAGCCAUGAAGAAAUACAAGACAGUGGCUAACGAUCUGAUCACCUGAACCAUACUGCUCGUGAAUAUGGCAGAUUGGAUUCUUUUUUUUUUUUUUUGCGGUCUGCAUUUGCUGAUGCCUUAAUUUGAACCCCUAAACCAAGAUAGGUCCUUACUUUUAAGCCUAGCUUUGAGGUUUUAGGGUUAAACUCAUUGAAAUGGUACUUUUUCACACUGUGUUUGGCAGUGCUAAUGGGACGGUUUGUGUAUGAGACUGAAUGUUUGUGGAAGACUAAACACCCGUCCUGUCUCAAGAUUGUAACUGCUAUCUAAAGGAAAAUAUCAAAACAGCACUUGAAUAACAUACAGUCUGUUCUUGCUACAGAUGGCAAAAAUAAAUAAAUAAAUAAAUAACCAUCCAGGUGCAAGACAUUUUAAACCGUGUUAGUCCUGGUGAAGCUGCUUGUCACCAGUGUGUCGUACCUAGCGGCAAAGUUUCCAAACAUGUUUUUUCUUUUUGUAAUUGGGACCAUGCACUUUUAUUACCUAUAUCUUUAACAUCCAUGUUUAAGGUGAAACAUGGUAUUCCUCAGCACCUGCCCUUGAGGGUAUCAGAGUCUUUGGCAUGGGUUUUAAGCUCUGAUGGGUUAGGUAAAUGAAACUGAUAUCUUAGUAAACCUUUUGCACCAAUGUAGCGUAGGCAUUUGUUACAGUAAGGUGUCAACUCUGUAUUCAGAGGCUUAUUAUUCAAGGGAACUAGUUAUAAGGUGGUAUGAUCAUGGUUCCUAUAAUACAGUUUCAAGAGCCUGAUAAGCUCAGGUUCUGCUUAGGGAGGAUAUCUUAGUAGCUCCAGUCCUACUCUUCUGCCUGAUAAAAUCAUAUAGCUUAAAGGUCAUUUUCUUGCCACCCUUUUCAUGAAGAUAGCCUCUUUAUACUACUAUUCUGGAACCUAUAAGGGACAUUAUUUGUGUUCCAAAGCGUAAUUUAAUGCACUGCUUUUUCAUGCAUGGAAUAUCAAUUAUAUAUAAAGCAAAACAAACUGGAAUUUAGUAGCAUUGAUACCUGCUGUGGAAGCUGUGUGAAGUAUCAUAUAUGAAAAAGGCAAUGGAUUGCUUCACUAUGUCAAUCUCCUCAGUAUAAAGUCAUCCCUAACAGUCUCAUAGGGCAAGCACUGUUUGGGCCAUGGGGUAACAAAGGGGUAAAAUGAAAGCUAAACUUUACUGCUGGUAGUCUUGAAUAUGUACAUUUCCUAUGUAAGAACAAAGCACUCUGUAUAUUGGUGCACACAUAGAGAACAAAUGGGUACAAUCAUAUGUCCAAAGCUUGGGGUAGGCUUUUGUCACAUGAAAAAGUGAUUCAGGGUAGACUAUCCUUGAUGAAUCCUUGAUUCCUACUAUUUAAAAAAACAACAACAAAAUAACUGAUAAAGCUGUAAGAUUCUUUUUUUUUUUUUGUAUAAAAUAUAUAUGCAAGUGCAAUAAUUUCAAGAUGUCUUAACUUCACAUUUAUAAAUUAUAAAUAUUGUAUAUGUUGCGUGAGUUUUUUUUUUUUUUUUCCCCAUGUAUUCAUUUGCAGUCUUUGUAUUUUAAAAAAAACAAUACUGGUGUUUGUACUACAGAACAUUGAAACCAUUUAUUAUGUUACAGUUGUAAAUAAAUGCACAAACCAAACCGCCAUA
Polyodon spathula (Mississippi paddlefish) is the source of this 5565-nucleotide messenger RNA. RefSeq names its product cAMP and cAMP-inhibited cGMP 3',5'-cyclic phosphodiesterase 10A-like. The coding region runs from base 879 to 3752 and encodes 957 amino acids. NCBI's taxonomy places the organism in Eukaryota, Metazoa, Chordata, Actinopteri, Acipenseriformes, Polyodontidae. Gene Ontology annotation, biological process: signal transduction; negative regulation of receptor guanylyl cyclase signaling pathway. The transcript is spliced from 22 exons. Gene Ontology annotation, molecular function: 3',5'-cGMP-stimulated cyclic-nucleotide phosphodiesterase activity; protein binding. The record is from RefSeq and is a predicted model, not a curated record.